Molecule: messenger RNA, 3003 nt
Organism: Phymastichus coffea
Lineage: Eukaryota; Metazoa; Arthropoda; Insecta; Hymenoptera; Eulophidae
Gene: Glyp
Product: glycogen phosphorylase
Exons: 7
Coding region: 209-2743 (844 amino acids)
Biological process (GO): glycogen catabolic process
Cellular component (GO): cytoplasm
Molecular function (GO): pyridoxal phosphate binding; glycogen phosphorylase activity
Source: RefSeq, a predicted model, not a curated record
CCUCUGUCUGCAGUAGAAGAGCGGAGCAACUCGAGCAAGCAGCAACAGUAGCAGCAGCGCAAAGAAGCAGAAUCCAACGUCUGUGCGUGUCAUUCACUAUCGGCUCGUCGCCGACUUAGUCGUUAAUAGAUAUACUCGGUGGGCGCGCCUAGAUAGUGUUGAUUAUUUGCUAGUACAGGUCGUCGGGUGCGAUUGUUACUCGAGAAAAAUGUCGGUGAGCGAGGCCGAUCGCGAGAAGCGAAAACAGAUUUCGGUGAGGGGCAUCGUCGAUGUGGAAAAUGUCGCCAACUUCAAGAAGACCUUCAAUAGACACCUCCACUACACCCUGGUGAAGGACCGUAACGUAGCCACUUCUCGCGACUACUACUUCGCCCUCGCGCACAGCGUCAAGGACAACCUCGUCUCAAGGUGGAUCCGCACCCAGCAGUAUUACUACGAGAAUGAUCCCAAGAGAGUCUACUACCUGUCGCUGGAGUACUACAUGGGGCGCACGCUGCAGAACACGAUGAUCAACCUGGGCAUCCAAGGCGCCUGCGACGAGGCCAUGUACCAGAUGGGGCUGGACAUCGAGGAGCUGGAGGAGCUGGAGGAGGACGCGGGCCUGGGAAACGGCGGCCUUGGCCGCCUGGCCGCCUGCUUCCUCGACAGCAUGGCCACGCUGGGCCUGGCCGCCUACGGCUACGGGAUCCGCUACGAGUACGGCAUCUUCGCGCAGAAGAUCCGCAACGGCGAGCAGCACGAGGAGCCGGACGACUGGCUGCGCUACGGCAACCCCUGGGAGAAGGCGCGCCCCGAGUUCAUGCUGCCGGUCAACUUCUACGGCCACGUGGUCGACACGCCCGAAGGCAAGAAGUGGGUCAACACGCAAGUGGUCUUCGCCAUGCCCUACGACAACCCCAUCCCCGGCUACAAGAACAACGUGGUCAAUACGCUUAGGCUCUGGUCGGCCAAGUCACCGGUCGAGUUCAACCUCAAGUUCUUCAACGACGGGGACUACAUCCAGGCGGUGAUCGACCGCAACCUCGCCGAGAACAUUUCGCGCGUGCUCUACCCCAACGACAACUUCUUCGAGGGCAAGGAGCUGCGCCUCAAGCAGGAGUACUUCAUGGUGGCGGCCACGCUGCAGGACAUCAUCCGCCGUUACAAGUCCAGCAAGUUCGGCAGUCGCGAGCACCACCGCACCGACUUCGAAGCCUUCCCCGACAAGGUGGCCAUCCAGCUGAACGACACCCACCCCUCGUUGGCCAUCCCCGAGCUCAUGCGCAUCCUCAUCGACAUCGAGGGUCUUAGUUGGGAGAAGGCCUGGGAGCUGACGGUGCGCAGCUGCGCUUACACCAACCACACCGUCCUGCCUGAGGCGCUCGAGCGCUGGCCGUGCAGCAUGCUCGACAGCAUCCUGCCGCGCCACCUGCAGAUCAUCUACCACAUCAACUUUCUGCACCUUAAGCAAGUCGAGGCCAAGUUCCCCGGGGACCUUGACCGCCUACGCCGCAUGUCGCUCAUCGAGGAGGAGGGCGAGAAGCGCGUCAACAUGGCCCACCUGUCCAUCGUCGGCAGCCACGCCAUCAACGGCGUCGCGCGCAUCCACUCGGAGAUCCUUAAGGACUCGGUCUUCCGUGAUUUCUACGAACUCACUCCCGAAAAGUUCCAGAACAAGACCAAUGGCAUCACUCCGAGGAGGUGGCUGCUGCUUUGCAACCCUAACCUGUCCGACGUGAUCGAGGAGAAGAUUGGCAGCGAAUGGACCACCCACCUGGAGCAGCUGGUCCAGCUUAAACAGUACGCUAAUGACCCCUCCUUCCAGCGCGCCAUCGUUAAGGUCAAGCAGGAAAACAAGAUGCGGCUGGCCGAGAUGCUGGAGAAGGAUUACGGCGUCAAGGUCAAUCCUUCGUCCAUUUUCGACAUCCAGGUGAAGCGCAUCCACGAGUACAAGCGCCAGCUGCUCAACUGUAUGCACAUCAUCACCAUGUACAAUCGCAUCAAAGCGAACCCCACGAAACCCGUGGUACCGCGCACCGUCAUGAUCGGUGGCAAGGCCGCGCCUGGCUAUCACACUGCCAAGAAGAUCAUCAAGCUCAUCUGCAGCGUCGCCAAUGUCGUCAACAACGAUCCCAUUAUCGGUGACAAGCUCAAAGUCAUCUACCUCGAGAACUACAGGGUCACGCUGGCUGAGAAAAUCAUACCUGCGGCCGAUCUCAGCGAGCAGAUUUCCACUGCCGGAACCGAAGCCUCUGGCACUGGAAACAUGAAGUUCAUGCUGAACGGCGCCUUGACGAUUGGCACACUCGACGGAGCCAACGUUGAAAUGGCUGAAGAGAUGAACAACGACAACAUUUUCAUUUUCGGCAUGACCGUUGAGGAGGUGGAAGCCUUAAAAAAGAAAGGAUACAAUGCUCAUGAUUAUCUCAAUAAACUGCCUGAAGCUAAACAAUGCAUCGAUCAAAUUCAAGGGGGCUUCUUCAGUCCCAAUAACCCUUCUGAAUUCCAUGACAUCAUCGAUAUUCUUCUCAAAUGGGACAGAUUUUAUCUUUUGGCCGAUUACGAGAGCUAUAUUCAGUGUCAAGACCGAGUAUCGAAAACUUAUCUGGACGAGUCUAAAUGGGUGGAAAUGGCCAUUCACAACAUCGCUUCAUCCGGCAAGUUUUCAUCGGACCGAACGAUCGCAGAAUACGCCCGUGAAAUUUGGGGAGUCGAGCCUAGUUGGCAGAAACUGCCCGAUCCUCAUGAACCUCGUGAUAUUUAAGUUCAUGCAAUGCCCUUUGCGUUUUAUCAUAAUAAUUGGUAUUCAUUUUUUUAAAGCCAGAUGCUUAUCUAUAUAUGUCUGUUUAUUCAUUUACAGCUUUAUAUGAAAUAUUUCAGUUACAUUUGCUUGUACCUAAGUGUGUAUCUGGACGCGCAAUCGCAUGAGAAUACUCGAUAAACAUUGUGAGCUCUAUUGGCUUUACAACAAAAAGAUAUUUUAAAGGAUCGAUUAGCUCGAUUUAUAUCUAAAGUUUUUACAAA